AUGUUGCUGCGCGCAUUGCAGCGGCGCGGCGCUCUUACGUGCAGCAGGUGCAAUAGCGGCUGCUGCUGCAGCAGCUGCAGCAGCCGCAGCAACAGCAGCAGCGGGGAGGACGGGGAGUUGGCAGCGGGGGAGGUGCUGGCGCGGGUUGUUGUUGCCUCAUCGUAUUGCGGUUUAUCUGCUGCUGCUGCUGGAACGCCGCAAGGCAGUAGCAGCAGCAGCAGGGGCAGCAGCAGCAGCGAUGCGAGCAUUCAGUACUCGCAGCAGCAGCAGCACGAAGGCGAGCAGCGGCAGCGCAGCAGCAGAAGCGGCAGCUCGAAGGAGUUGGCCGAGCGGCUGCUGAACAGUUCGGCCCCCUGCAGCGUCCGGGUGCUGCUGGAGUCUGCUGCUGCUGCUGCUGCUGCACUGCCGGAAGACCUGCUGCGGCUGCGGCAGCAGCAAGUGCUGCAGCGGCGGCUGUCGCUGCCGGUGGGCUGGGGCGCCCUGAAGCUGGGCUCUGUUGACCCUGAGGUGUACGUACACUCCAAACUAGCCAUUUUGCCUUUAGAGCUGCGCUGCGAAGUAGUUACUGUUGCGCCGCUGCAGCAGCAGCAGCAGCAGCAGCCGAGGAGCCAGCAGCAGCUGCAGCCGCCACACUUCACUUGGGACCCCUUGGAUGAGGAGACGCUUCCUCAGCAAUUUGCUGCUGAGGAGUUCUCCGCUAUUGGCGAGUCAGCUGCUGCUGCUGCUGCUGCGUGGGGCAGCGGAGCCGCAGCUGCGGGAGCAGCAGCAGCAGCAGCAGCAGCAGCAGCAAAACGCGCCGGCGCCGAGCGCUACGUGUACGUACACUCCCCGCUGGCGCAGCAGCAGCGCCCAAGACUCCGCGUAGAAGCAGAUGGACUUUCUUGGCCUUCUUUCAGCAGCGCUUGUGCUGCUGCUCUGGCUGUGGGGCCCCACCCGCGUCGUGCAGCAGCAGCACGCAGGACCCGUCUCCGCUGGUGCUGCAGCAGCUGCUGCAGCAGCUGCAGCAGCAGCAGCAUCUGUAGCAGCGGCUGCAGCGCGCAGUCCCACGCCACAGCGAGCUCGCGGGAGCGGCAGCAGCAGCGCCACUUGCUGCUACAGCAGCUGCAGCAGCAGCAGCAGCAGCAGCAGCAGCAAGGCGACAACAGCGUCUUCUGGCAGUGGCUGCAGCGGCAGCAAGAAGUCUUGUCGCCCCCUGAGUUCGCCGGCGUCUGUCUUGGGCUGUCUCUACAGGGGCAGCUGCAGCAGCUGCGAGCAGCAGAUUGGAUUCGGCUGCUGCAGGGGGCCCCAGCUGACUGCAGCACGGCUUUGUCUGGGCUGCUGCUGGCUGCCUGCUGCAGCAGCAUCAGCAGCUGCAGCACCAGCCUGCGCCGCCUGUGUCUGCUCCACCUGGCCCCUGCUCCCCUGAUGGCAGCUGCCGUGCUCAACAGCAGCAGCAGCAGCAGCAGCAGCGGCAGCGGCGCGCCUACAGAGGCUGCUGCACUUGUGGGUUUGGGUUUGCUGCACUUUGGGUCGGCUGAUCCAGCUGUCACGGCGACGCUGCUGCAGCACCUGCUGCGGCCGCCUUGGCUGCAGCAGCAGCAGCAGCAGCCGCCGCCGUUCGAGGCUCACCAGCAGCAGCAACAGCAGCAACAACAGCAGCAGCAGCAGCAGCAACUGCAACUCCUUCAGAGGCAUGUCUACGCCUUCAGCGCGGCCUGGGCUUUGGGGGCUGUCUGGGCCGGCCAUUUUGCCCAGCCCAGGAGCUGCUGCUGCAACGCCAGCAGCAGCAGCAGCAGCAGCAGCGAGAACAUAGAGGCGUGGACUGCGGAGCUGCUGCUGAUCGCCAACCUCACAACCCCCUGGCCUUGGGGAGCAGCAGCAGCUACGAGCAGCAGGGGAGGCAGGGGCCCCAGCGGAGAGGAGCCUGCGCUGCGGCGGUGCCUGUCGCUGGUGACAGCAGCAGCAGCAGCAGCAGCAACAGCAGCAGCAGGGGAAGCAGGGGCCGUGCGGGGGCCGCAGCCUUUGGUGCUGGGCGACGAGCACGCGCGGCUGCUGCUGUCUCCCUGGGGCUUCGGGCACUUGAAAGGGCAGCAGCAGCAGGACGCCUGGAGCAGCACCAGCAGCAGCAGCCGCUGCAGCAACGCGCAUGCAGGCGGCGUUGAUGCCUCUUUGCUGGGGCCCCCUGCUGCUCUCGCCUGGGGCCUCAUCUACUUCAGCAGCGGAGAUGAAGCAGCAGCACGCGCGCUGCUGCUGCCAGCCACAAGUCUGCAGCUCGAGGAGUGCCUGCCCAACACUGUGGCUUACAAGAUGCUGGCGCGCUGCCUCAUUCGCUUUCGCUCUAUAAGACCCUCCCACUUAUGGGUGGCCUCGCAGCUGCCGCCCAUUAUCAGGGUGCUGCCCAGCGACGCCCCAGUGCCUGCAGCAGCAGCAGCAGCAGCAGCAGCAAGAAAGCCAUCCACGGUGCCCUGCAUGCCCUAUGCGCACCUAGUGAACCCAGAGACCGGUUUGCUGCUGCCUCGUUCCAGCACCAGCAGCAGCAACAGCAGCAGCAGUUGCAGCAGCAGCAGCAGCAGCACGAACUGGAGCAACUUGAAUCUGUACAAAGCCAACCUGGUGCGGGCGCACUGCAUUGCUGCGUUGCUGUGGGGCCUGGGGAUACGGUUUGCUGGCAGCAACGACCCUGCUGCUGUGCUGCUGCUGCUGCAGUACUACUCGGUAUUUGCAUGCGCGCGUAUUGCUGCUGUGGAACCUCAGCAGCGGCCGCUGCAGCAGGAGCAGCAGGAGCAGCAGCAGCAGGACGAGCAGCAGCAGGUGGUGUGGGUCCCGUCGCUGCCAAUUCGCUGCCCCAUUUUGCAGAAGGAAGUGGGGCUGGAUGCAGCAGCAGCAGCAGCGCUGCUGCGCUGCUGCUGCUGCGCUCUGGCCUGCGUGGCUGCUGGGACCGGCAGGGAGGACGUUUUUGCUGUGCUGCUGCGGGAGCGGCGCCGCCUCAGCACUGGCGGCAGCAGCAGCAGCAGCAGCAGCAGCAGCGGGAAGGGCUACGCGGAGCAGCUGCUGCUGCACCACUGCAUAGGCCUGCUGUUCAUGGGUGGCUGCCGCUGGUCGCUGCAGCGCAGCAACAGCCUUGCUGCUGCUGCGCUGCUGCUCGCCCUGCAGCCGCUUGCUGCAGGCGCCCCCACAGAUGCCUGCAGCAGCAAGUUGCUGCAGCAGGCCGAGCGGCACUUGUACGUUUUAGCUGCUGAGCCCCGCUACUUGCGAGCAGCAGAAAUGCAUGCAGGGGUUUCUGUGCCGCUGCCGGUGGAGCUGCUGCUGCGGCGCGACCGCCCGAGCAGCAGCAGCAGCAGCAGACUCAGCGCCGCAAAUGCAGCAGCAGCAGCAGCUGCUGCUGCUGCUGCUGCUGGCACUCAG
Eimeria tenella is the source of this 3384-nucleotide messenger RNA. RefSeq lists its product as uncharacterized. NCBI's taxonomy places the organism in Eukaryota, Apicomplexa, Conoidasida, Eucoccidiorida, Eimeriidae. Gene Ontology annotation, molecular function: molecular adaptor activity. The record is from RefSeq and is a predicted model, not a curated record. The transcript has 2 exons. Gene Ontology annotation, biological process: protein K11-linked ubiquitination; metaphase/anaphase transition of mitotic cell cycle; anaphase-promoting complex-dependent catabolic process. The annotation marks the transcript as partial. Gene Ontology annotation, cellular component: anaphase-promoting complex.